This is a messenger RNA of Tarenaya hassleriana, 2519 nucleotides long. Its product is annotated as beta-galactosidase 10. Gene Ontology annotation, cellular component: vacuole; cell wall. The record is from RefSeq and is a predicted model, not a curated record. The transcript is spliced from 19 exons. Gene Ontology annotation, molecular function: beta-galactosidase activity. Bases 54 to 2264 code for a protein of 736 amino acids. Lineage: Eukaryota; Viridiplantae; Streptophyta; Magnoliopsida; Brassicales; Cleomaceae. Gene Ontology annotation, biological process: carbohydrate metabolic process.
GGACGUCAGAUUUUUCUCCAAGAAAGUCAAAAAGCUUGCAACGAAAAGAGAAAAUGAAGUCGGCGACGGCGAACAUUGCGUUUCCGGCUAUGGCGGUGACUUUGAUGUUCUUGUGGGGAGGCUGUUUGACGGCGAAUGUGAGCUACGACCACCGCUCUCUCAUCAUCGAUGGUCGCCGGGAACUCAUCAUCUCCGCCGCCAUUCAUUACCCGCGUAGUGUUCCCGCCAUGUGGCCAUCACUGGUUCGAACAGCCAAAGAAGGAGGAUGCAAUGCAAUAGAGUCUUACGUGUUUUGGAAUGGCCAUGAGCCUUCUCCAGGAGAGUAUUAUUUUGGCGGCCGGUAUGAUCUGGUGAAGUUCAUCAAGAUCGUGCAGCAGGCUGGAAUGUACAUGAUUCUGAGAAUCGGCCCUGUUGUUGCAGCCGAAUGGAAUUUCGGAGGAGUUCCGGUUUGGUUGCAUUAUGUGCCAGGAAUAGUCUUCAGGACCGAUAACGGGCCAUGGAAGCACUACAUGCAAAAUUUCACGACGUACAUAGUGAAUCUGAUGAAGAAAGAGAAGCUUUUCGCACCACUAGGAGGCCCUAUAAUCUUGUCUCAGGUUGAGAACGAAUACGGGUACUAUGAAGGUGCGUAUGGAGAAGGAGGGAAACGGUAUGCUCAAUGGGCUGCCAAUAUGGCGAUUUCACAGAACAUAGGUGUUCCAUGGAUGAUGUGCCAACAAUGGGAUGCUCCCCCGGCCAUUAUUAGUACCUGCAAUUCCUUUUACUGUGACCAAUUCACACCGAAUACACCGGAUAAGCCCAAGAUCUGGACCGAAAACUGGCCGGGAUGGUUCAAAACUUUCGGGGCCAGAGACCCUCACAGACCAGCCGAAGACGUGGCUUUCUCCGUUGCUCGUUUUUUCCAGAAAGGUGGCAGUGUUCAUAACUAUUACAUGUACCAUGGAGGAACAAAUUUCGGCCGUACUGCAGGUGGACCGUUUAUCACAACAAGCUAUGACUAUGAAGCUCCAAUCGAUGAAUACGGAUUGCCGAGAUUUCCAAAAUGGGGACACCUUAAAGAGCUCCACAGAGCUAUAAAGCUCUCUGAACAUAUGCUUCUCACUGGUGAACAUAGUAAUGUUUCAUUAGGUCCUUCCCUCGAGGCUGAUGUCUACACUGACUCUUCAGGAGCUUGUGCUGCAUUUCUCUCAAACACUGGCAAUAAAACCGACAUGACUGUAGUGUUCCGAAAUGCUUCAUACCACCUACCCGCAUGGUCGGUCAGCGUUCUGCCCGACUGCAAGAACGUGGUUUUCAAUACCGCAAAGGUAACUUCACAGACCUCCAAGGUUGAAAUGCUACCCGAAGAUUUGAAGCAGAAUGGGAAGAAAGAUCUGGAAUGGCAAGUGUUCACAGAGAAACCAGGGUUAUGGGGAGAGGCCGAUUUCGUAAAAAACGAACUUGUCGAUCAUAUAAACGCCACAAAGGACACAACAGACUAUCUGUGGUACACUACAAGCAUUACAGUGAGUGAAACUGGAAGAAGCCCGGUUCUCUUUAUCGAGUCAAAGGGGCAUACUCUCCAUGCUUUCAUGAACAAGGAGUUCAUAGGUACCGGGACAGGGAACGGGACACAUCCAACUUUCAAAUUCAAGAAAUCGAUUACUCUCAAACGAGGCAGAAACGAUAUAGAUCUGCUUAGUAUGACUGUCGGUCUUCAGAAUGCGGGUUCCUUUUACGAAUGGGUUGGAGCCGGGCUUACCAGUGUCAGAAUCGAAGGUCUUAACAACAGCACGUUGAAUUUGUCAGAAAGCAGUUGGUCCUACAAGCUCGGCGUUCAAGGGGAACACUUGGGUCUGUCCAAGCCUGGUAACUCCGGGGCUGUGAACUGGACUCUGACCACAAAACCUCCAAAGAAACAACCUUUGACAUGGUACAAGGUUCUCAUAGAUCAGCCUUCUGGGAAUGAACCGGUUGGUCUGGACAUGCUCGGAAUGGGGAAAGGCAUGGCUUGGCUAAACGGAGAAGAGAUAGGAAGAUACUGGCCAAGAAAAGCUAGAAAGAACUACCCGAACGACGAAUGCGUAAAAGAAUGCGAUUACAGAGGCAAGUUCAUGCCUGACAAAUGCCUCACCGGAUGUGGAGAGCCAUCUCAGAGAUGGUAUCAUGUUCCACGGUCAUGGUUCAAGCCCUCUGGAAACGAGCUGGUGAUCUUUGAGGAGAGAGGGGGUGAUCCCACCAAGAUAAAGCUCUCAAGAAGGAAAGUAACCGCAGAAACCAGUUAAAAUGACUGCAGAGAGAGAGAGAGAGAUGGUUUUAAGAUGUUCCUUCAAGUCUAUGCAAAACAUCUUCAAAGCUGAGAUGCGUAGAGGGUUUUUUGUUUUUGUUUUCUCUCGGGCAAUAUUUUAAUUUAGUUCUUCAGUUGUUACAGCUUCUAGGGGUGGGCACGCAUAAUAACCGAGAAAAUUGAGAGAUUUGGAUUUGGAUCCGGGAGGUUCGGUUAUUUAGCUAUAAGAUUUAUAUCCGGUAUUUGGUAUUUA